AUGCCUCUAUAUGCAAAGUUCUUGAAGGAGCUCAUCAACAAAAAGAGAAGCUGGCAUGAGAAGGAAACCGUCAUGCUCACUGAAGAAUGUAGUGUAGUAAUUCAAAGGGGUAUUCCACCAAAGCUUAAAGAUCCAGGGAGUUUUGUAGUUUCAUGCACCAUAGGCAAGAUGACCUUAGAGAAAGCUCUCUGCGAUCUAGGUGCUAGCAUCAACUUGAUGCCCCUCUCAAUGAUGAGAAAGCUUGCCAUAGAAGAAAACAAACCUACCAGGAUGUCACUUGUAAUGGCCGAUAGAUCAAUCAAGACACCCAAUGGAAUUGUGGAAAAUCUAUUAGUGAAGGUUGGAGAGUUUAUCUUCCUUGUAGACUUUGUGAUCUUGGACACAUAA
Messenger RNA from Arachis duranensis, 387 nucleotides. RefSeq lists its product as uncharacterized. NCBI's taxonomy places the organism in Eukaryota, Viridiplantae, Streptophyta, Magnoliopsida, Fabales, Fabaceae. The transcript has a single exon. The record is from RefSeq and is a predicted model, not a curated record. Bases 1 to 387 code for a protein of 128 amino acids.